AAGUAUGAGCGAUCAGAUGACUAUUAAGCUAGAAGACACUAUCAUAACUGACGAUAUGUUAAAUGAAAUCAGAGAAGAAGAUUAUAUUUACUACCAUCUUCCCAAAGGAAUAAAACCAUGGUCCAAACUAAAGAGGUUCAGACCAGAUGAGGACGUCAAAAUUCUUCAGAGAGGAACAAAAUAUUGGCAGAGACUUAUCUUCCCGGAAGAUGAAGAAUAUUAUGAGCAAGAAGAGAAGGCUUAUCAAGCCUUCUUAAAUUAUGUUGAAAAUAAAGACAUAGAUUUGCCUGAUUUUAUACAAAAAUAGAGAUGCUAUGAGAUUUCUUCAGGCUAAUGACUAUAAGCCAAAGCUUGCAGUAAAAGAACUGCAACAGAAUUUAACAUGGAGAGAAAAGCAUCUACCUAUAAUUUUGACGGACGUUCAGAAAGAAUUAAUAGAUAACGGAUAUUUAUACACACAUGGCCGUGAUAAAUUAUUUAGACCUCUUGUUGUUCACAACCCUAAAGUAUAUAAGGCUUUCAAGCCUGAUAUAGAUGAGGCUUUAAUGGCAUGUCAUUUUGUGAUGCACUACAUUCGUGACAAUAUGAUGAUUCCAGGAAUUAUCGAAAAUUGGGUGCCAAUUAUAGACUUAGCCAACAUGAGUGUAAAUGAUAUUCCUAAGAAAAGGGUGUUAUCAUUUAUCAAUAGCAACAAAAUGGUGUAUAAAUGAAGAGCAACUAGGUGAUUUAUAUUGAAUUCUACUGCUGGACUCCGUUUACUGUACAGAUUUUUCACUCCUUUCUUAGAUGAAAGAGUUAAAAGUAAGUUGAAAAUAGUAAAAGGGGGAAGUGACGAAGAACUCAUUAGUUAUUUUCAUCCCUCUCAGCUAGAAGAGAGAUUUGGAGGAGAAGCUGAAAAUGUUGAAGAUUAUUGGCCUCCAUAUGAAGCAUCAAAAGAAUAUGGAGAGGAUCAGACAAUGUUUACUAUGGAAGGAGAAGAGAAUAGUAUAGCCGAUGAAGAAAGCAUAGCUUUCGAGACUGACAAAAGAGCAACCAUGGGCAAAUAUAAUAUUGAGCCAGUUCUCGUUCCAGGGCAUAAGAGGAGCAAGUCUUUGAAGCCAAUAGAAAUUGAAGCAGUAGAUAUUCAACUUGAAGAAAAUAACACAGAUCACUUAAAAGAAAACCACAAAGAGAAUAGUACAAACGAUAGGGUGCUCCAUAGAAGAGGGUCAAUUCCUAAAAAGGUCCAGAAAGCUAGAAAUGGGUGAUGAAUUAUAUUCUAA
Messenger RNA from Moneuplotes crassus, 1262 nucleotides. Lineage: Eukaryota; Ciliophora; Spirotrichea; Euplotida; Euplotidae. The record is from the annotation of a GenBank genome assembly.